ACCCGCGAAUCUUUAAUCACAGCUGGCACAGCAGUGGCGCAUGCGCCGGCAUAACCUGCGAUGUAGCAGUUCGUCCCUGACGGAAGGUCGAAAAUGUUACGUUCCGUUACACAUAACGUCCCCCAGGGACUAGUGUCCCUGGUGCGCAACAAUGUAGCGGCGUCGGGGCCGGCUGUCACAUUGAAGGUUCAGACCAAACACAUGGCCACGGAGUCGUCCGUGCAGGAGGCGAAGCCCGCGCUGCCGGGGAAACCGAAGGUCGAGCCGUACAGCCCUUUCCAGCCGACUAGUACGGCAGAGUAUGCCCUGGCCAGAUUAGACGACAUACUCAACUGGGGGCGCAAAGGGUCGAUAUGGCCGAUGACCUUCGGCCUGGCCUGCUGCGCCGUGGAGAUGAUGCACAUCGCGGCGCCUAGAUACGACAUGGACAGAUUCGGCGUGGUGUUCCGCGCCUCGCCCCGACAGUCGGACGUCAUUAUAGUUGCUGGCACACUGACGAAUAAGAUGGCACCCGCCCUGAGGAAGAUCUACGAUCAGAUGCCCGAGCCCCGGUGGGUCAUUUCCAUGGGGAGCUGCGCGAACGGAGGCGGAUAUUAUCACUAUAGCUAUUCCGUGGUCAGGGGCUGCGACAGGAUAAUACCCGUGGACAUUUACGUGCCUGGUUGUCCCCCAACGGCUGAAGCAUUGUUGUACGGCGUUCUUCAGUUGCAGAAGAAGAUAAAGCGUAUGCAGACCACGCAAGUUUGGUACAGGAAGUAAUGUACCUGACGUCUAUAGUGAUAAAUGUAUAAAUUAUUGAAAAAUUGUAAGAUAACUGAUACAUAAUUAAGCAAUAGAGGAGUUGUCACUCAAAAAUGUGAUUGACAAAAUAAAUCACAUUUAAGUGAAAA
This is a messenger RNA of Vollenhovia emeryi, 890 nucleotides long. RefSeq names its product NADH-ubiquinone oxidoreductase 20 kDa subunit-like. The transcript has 3 exons. NCBI's taxonomy places the organism in Eukaryota, Metazoa, Arthropoda, Insecta, Hymenoptera, Formicidae. The record is from RefSeq and is a predicted model, not a curated record. Bases 94 to 759 code for a protein of 221 amino acids. Gene Ontology annotation, biological process: mitochondrial respiratory chain complex I assembly; aerobic respiration; electron transport coupled proton transport. Gene Ontology annotation, molecular function: NADH dehydrogenase (ubiquinone) activity; quinone binding; 4 iron, 4 sulfur cluster binding.